Eurytemora carolleeae is the source of this 481-nucleotide messenger RNA. RefSeq lists its product as uncharacterized. Bases 98 to 481 code for a protein of 127 amino acids. The transcript is spliced from 6 exons. The record is from RefSeq and is a predicted model, not a curated record. NCBI's taxonomy places the organism in Eukaryota, Metazoa, Arthropoda, Copepoda, Calanoida, Temoridae.
UUUCAGAGUGUUCUGGUUAUCACUUUUUUAAUGUAGGACCAUUUGAAAUUACGCUGUAUUAAUUAAUUAAUCUGAACAAAUAUCUUAGAGAUUCGAGAUGGUGGGUCGCGAGGUUCGAACAGCUGAGAUAGAACCUUUUGCUCCAGAACGAGAUGAUACUCCUGGAAUGUUGGAGAAGAAUAAGAUGAAGCUGGCUCUGAUUGGGGUCUGGAUAGUUCUUGUGCUUCCAGGAUUGGUGGUUACUUUCUACCUGUACUCUGUGGAAAAUAUGAGCUGUUCCAACUGCACUGAUGGAGAAUAUAACAGAGACUCGAGAUUCGAAGAAAAUACUCCAGCACCCAUGACAGUGGAAGGAAACUGUUUUGAUCUGAUUGAAGAAUCAAGAUACCCGGACCAAUGCAAGUUCUUUAUAGAGGGUGUGAGCUUGAGUACAGUAUGUAUCCUGGGUAAUUAUAAAUNAUCUGUAAAAUUACUCUCAUAA